GGUAGUCGGAUAUGAGCAGUGGUGUAGGUCUAAUAAUAAGUUUGUAAACUGUUUCUUGGCCUGGCAAACUGUACUCAUGUACUUUAAACAAGACACUGUUAUUUAAACAUUUCAGUUCUUUGGGUAUCAGUGGAUAUUCAUGAACACCCUCGGCAUACAAUGUGACCUGUUGCAGCCCGCAGGAAGAGUGUUUUAGGGCCCAAAAUGACAGGCGGGCAUGGAUGCCAGGCGUGCAGCCUCCUCCUCAGCCUGUGGAGGGACAGAGGGGUCAGGGGAGAGACAGAGAUGGGGGCCCAUACCAGUGAGUGAAGGAGUUUAACGGCCGUAAUUGGAGAUGGAGCAGGAGAGAAAAAAAAGGCAGCCAUCUUGGAUUUCUCAUCUUCACCUGACAAGAUAGAUUACCCUGUUGCAUUCCUCUGACUGAAGCAUUUCAGUUGCUCUGGCAAACACAUUAUUCCAGGUUGACUGUCAGACUGAACUGGGGUGUACUGAUGAAACCAGUGGCUCCAUGAGAUGAGUCAUUGUGAAAGAGACCAGACAGAGCAGCCGGCGGACACCGGAGGAGUCUGACUUCCCCUCACAUCUCACAGUAUCCUGCUGCAACACGAGACCAACAAACCCCGAGAGCUUAUCAUCACCACCAUCACCACCACCAUCAGCAGCAGAAGCAGCAUGUCGGCACCGCAGGCGCGCGACGCACCAUCCUCCCUUCAAUUAUGCAGGAUCAUGCGGCCAGAUGAUGCCAACAUUGUGGGAAACGUCCACGGUGGCAUCAUCCUCAAGAUGAUCGAGGAAGCUGGAUGCAUUGUUGGCACGCGACACUGCAACACACAGAACGGGGACCGCUGUUUGGCAGCUCUAGUUCGGGUGGAGAAGACAGAGUUCCUGUCCCCCAUGUUCAUUGGGGAGGUCGCCCACGUCACCGCCGAGAUCACUUACACCUCCAAGCACUCACUGGAGGUGCAGGUCAAAGUCAUGGCAGAGAACAUCCUCACAGGUGCCAAAAAGCUGGCCAACAAGGCAGCGCUGUGGUACGUCCCCUGCUCCCUGCGGAAUGUCGACAAGAUCAUGGAUGUGCCGCCCAUCAAGUACGCCAGUGAAGAACAAGAGGAGCAGGGCAGAAAGCGCUAUGAAGCCCAGAAGAUGGAAAGACUGGAGACCAAAGCAAGGAUUGAGGAGAUGGUGCCACCUACACCCAAACCAGAACAACACUCCAUUAGUUUCAGCCAGUCCAGUCUGAUCCAUUUGGUGGGCCCUUCUGACUGCACGCUGCACAACUACGUACAUGGCGGUGUGACCAUGAAGCUGAUGGAUGAGGUCGCCGGCAUUGUAGCGGCUCGGCACUGCAACACCAACAUUGUCACUGCCUCUGUGGAUGCAAUCAACUUCCAUCGCAAGAUCCACAAAGGCUGUGUGGUGACGGUGACAGGGCGGCUCACAUUCGUCAGUAACAAGUCUAUGGAAAUCGAAGUGUUGGUGGAUGCUUCCUCGCUGGUGGAGAUAGACGUAGACAAAUACCGUGCUGUCUCUGCCUUCUUCACCUUCAUCUCCCUGGACAAGGACAAUAAGCCUCUGCCUGUCCCUCCUCUUAAGGUUAACGGAGAGGACGAGCAGAGGCGUUUCGAGGAGGGCAAGGCACGUUAUCUCCAGAAUAAAGCAAAGAGACUCACCGACAAGGUGCCCCAGCAGUGACGCCGCUGCUCACCAGAGUUCACCAUCUGCAACAACAGUAUAUCAGACCCACACAACACAUACAGUAUGAAGGAAAUAAAAACAGUCUCUGCUCUUCUGUAAUUGUAGCCUCCUAUUAAACCUGAACCUGUGAUGAUUUUUUUUCCUGUGCUAUGCACCAAAGUGUCCACAUGUGGCUGUAUAUGUAUUGUGAAUGUAUGUAUGAAGACUAUUCAUGACCAGUGACAGUCUGACUGUAGAAGUACUAUUUUAUUUAAAGAAGAUUUUUAAGUAUGAAGACUUCAUGAUUGGUGUCAGUGCACAGCGAUAGUCUGAGCGCAAGGAAAAUGAUGAAUAAGUGAGUGAAUAAUAAUGAAUAAAUGAUCCAAGCGUGAGUCUG
This is a messenger RNA of Epinephelus lanceolatus (giant grouper), 2071 nucleotides long. Lineage: Eukaryota; Metazoa; Chordata; Actinopteri; Perciformes; Serranidae. The record is from RefSeq and is a predicted model, not a curated record.